Python bivittatus (Burmese python) is the source of this 2307-nucleotide messenger RNA. Lineage: Eukaryota; Metazoa; Chordata; Lepidosauria; Squamata; Pythonidae. The record is from RefSeq and is a predicted model, not a curated record.
CCACGCCCUGACCGAUCUCGGCAAAGCAGCCUCGUCAGUCUCGCGGGCACCAAGGGUGUGGGCUGGGGAAAGCAGAGAGCCGGCUGGCCAGAUCGCAGCUCUAAUCCGAGGGCGACGCGGCUGCCCUUCUUUCCUCCCCUCUCUCGUGCAGGAAGCGAGCUGGAGGAGAAGGCGGGAGCCGCGCGGCGCGAGCCAUGGCUGAGGGGCAGCAGGUUGUCUCCGCCACAGACGCCUGGGAAAUCGACGUGGAGAGCCUGGAGGAACUGGACGAGCUGGAGCGGCCGCUGCCAGCGCAGCGCGCGCCCCGACUACAGGCUGGCGGAGACGACGAGGAGGAAGACGACGAGGACGACGAGGACGAGGAGUGCGAAGAGGACGAAGCCGACGCGGGGGCAGCGGGCGAGGUUCUCCGGCAGCCUGCGCUGCCGCAGCCGCAGCUUGUCUCGGCGGCGACGCCGGACGACGAGGACGACGAGGACGAGGAGUGCGAAGAGGACGAAGCCGACGCGGGGGCAGCGGGCGAGGUUCUCCGGCAGCCUGCGCUGCCGCAGCCGCAGCUUGUCUCGUCGGCGACGCCGGCGGAGGAGAGAGGCGUAGGGGCCGGGGAGCAGCCGAUCCGCAAGCUUAGCCGCACGCCCAAAUGCGCGCGCUGCCGCAACCACGGCGUGGUGUCCUGCCUGAAAGGCCACAAGCGCUUCUGCCGCUGGCGGGACUGCCAGUGUGCCAACUGCCUGCUGGUGGUGGAGCGGCAGCGCGUCAUGGCUGCCCAGGUGGCGCUUCGCAGGCAGCAGGCCACCGAGGAUAAGAAGGGGCAUACAGGGAAACAGGCUAAUUUUGAGCGCAGAACAGUGUACCAGAGACAUGUUCGGACACCUAGUUUGCUGGCUAAAAGCAUUUUAGAAGGUUAUCGUCCCAUUCCAGCAGAACCUUACCUUGGAGGGAAUUCAUCCUUGCCACCUCCUGUUAGCGACAGAAUGAGAAAAAGACGGGCUUUUGCUGACAAAGAACUUGAGAACAUAAUGCUUGAACGGGAGUAUAAGGAACGAGAAAUGAUGGAAGCCACCCAGGCUGCUGCCUUCUUCCUGCCAAACCGCAUGGUACAUGGGACUGAGUACAAUUCUUACAAAACUUUUAACCCUCAUCAACUUGAAGCUACCAGUAAGGAGUUUUGUGGCUUCCUGCCUACGUGCUUAGAUCUAACUAUGCAGUAUUCAGGUUCAGGGAACAUGGAAUUGAUUUCAUCAAAUUUGAGUGUGGCUACCACCUACAGGCAGUAUCCUUUGCCCUCGAGAUUUUUGGUAUGGCCGAAGUGUGGCCCUCUCAAUGAUGCCCUCCUCUAUCAGCAAUGCCUUCUAAAUGCCACCGCAGUCCAGUCUCUCAAGCCUGGAAUCGUCUGGGACAAUAAGGCUUCACACAGCCAGGAUUUCCCCACCUCUGAACAUGACAUCACAUUGUCAAAAAAUGAGAACACGUUCCACCAUCCUCAUGUUCAAGAACUUGAGACACCCCAAAAUGAACUCCAAAACAUCCCUCAGGAGUCUCAUGAGAGGUCAGCAUUUUCAUCCCCUAGGAGGACUUUCUCACAGAUCUCUGGCAAGGAUCCUGUAGUUCCUCAGGAUCAAUCCCUCAACAAGAUCAGCAAAGAGCAUCUGCUCCUGCCAUCCUUAUCCAAAUACAGUCCAUUCCAUUCCUUAUUCCAACAGACACUUCAUAGCAAAUCAGGAUCAGAGUUAAAAACCACUUUUGACGGGGCAUCCAAGAAGUACAGAGAGUGUACCUUCAGAGAAAACCAAAAGUACAAAUUCAGCAUUGACAGAUAUGCAAAAGACUUUCUGGGGACUAAACAAGCUGUAACAAAAUUAUCAGCAAAUGAACCAUUACCGUUUUCUGUUGAAUCAAUUCUUAAACGACCAUCUUCAAUGGUCACCAAUGUUUCUCAAUAGGCUGACAAUAUGAUCUUUAAAAGACUUAAACAACUGUAUUGGUACUUUAACCAAAUGUGCCAAGAAAUAAGUCCCUUUGAAUUCAUUAGAGCUUGCUUCUGCUAGGCACUUUGUCUAACAUACACUUGGAAGAAGUUCUUCAGAUUUUGUUGAAAUUGAUUUCCAGUAAACAGUCUUUGAGCUACAACACAUUGCAGACAUCAGUUGACUUCAGAGUGGCUGAUUAUAUUAAGCACAGCUGCCCUUUCUUCAGAAUUGACUAUUCCACAACUUUAAUGUAAUAGUUAUUGAUAUGCUGUCUGACAAGCUCAUCUCCACUGCCUUAUGCCACCAUAACUUUGGAAAAAAGAAUUUCAGAUGUAAA